Molecule: messenger RNA, 2413 nt
Organism: Oryza sativa Japonica Group (Japanese rice)
Lineage: Eukaryota; Viridiplantae; Streptophyta; Magnoliopsida; Poales; Poaceae
Product: L-gulonolactone oxidase 5
Cellular component (GO): membrane
Molecular function (GO): FAD binding; D-arabinono-1,4-lactone oxidase activity
Source: RefSeq, a predicted model, not a curated record
AGGAUGAGUCUGAGUUAAUGGCAAGAUAAUAUCAGACACGUACAUCCUUUUUAUAUCUCAGGAUGGAGACUCAAUUAACGGCUAAUUAAAACGACAAAAGCAUUAUCCCCGAUGGUUUCACAACUACUGUAGUAUAUAAAUAUUCAUACCGCAUGUCAAUCUUCUUACUCUAGCAUUCCUCGUCCUGCCCUCUAAAAACAAAAGAAAGAAAGAAGAGAAAAAUGAGUAAUAAGUUACACAAUAGUAGUAGACAUUCAUUUCUACUGGCUUGGCAUUCCUCCAACCUCGCGAUUUUACACGAAGCAAUCAGAAUAAUCCCGAGAUAUAUCGUCGCCAUUGUCGUGGAAAUUCUGCGAGGCCUCCUCGUGAUCCUCCUCCUGGGCUUCGUCCUCCACCUCGCCGGCGGCGACCGCCACCCGCCGCCGGGGCCGAUCGCCUGCGCGCGCGGCGGAACAUCCGGCGGCUGCACGGUCACGAACAUCUACGGCUCCUUCCCCGACCGCGCCGCCUGCCGCGCGGCCGGCGUCGCGUACCCGCGCACCGAGGAGGAGCUCGUGGCGGCCGUGGCGGCGGCGGCGGCGGCGGGGCGGAAGGCGAAGGCCGCCACCAGGUACUCCAACAGCUUCCCGCGGCUGGCGUGCCCCGGCGGCGUCGAGGGCGAGGGCGGCGUCGCCAUCAGCACGCGGUGGCUGAACCGCACGGUGCGCGUCGACGCGGCGAGGCGGCUGAUGACGGUGGAGGGCGGCAUGGUGCUGCGUGACCUGAUUAGGGAGGCCGCCGCGGCGGGGCUCGCGCUGCCGCACUCGCCGUACUGGUCGGGCGUCACGGUCGGCGGCGCGCUGGCGACGGGCGCGCACGGGAGCUCGCUGUGGGGGAAGGGGAGCGCCGUGCACGAGUACGUGGUCGGGAUGAGGAUCGUGACGCCGGCGGCGGCGAGCGAGGGGUUCGCUGUGGUGAGGGAGCUCGCCGCCGACGACCCUGACCUCGACGCGGCCAAGGUCUCCCUCGGCGUCCUCGGCAUUAUCUCUCAGGUAACCCUGGCCUUGGAGCCACAGUUCAAGCGGUCGGUAAAAUUCGUGAAGCGCGACGACGCAGACAUCGCUGAGAAGGUAGCGGUUUGGGGCCGCCUCCAUGAAUUCGGUGAUAUGGUAUGGUUGCCGGGGCAGCGGCAGGUGAUCUACCGUGAGGACAACCGUGUCAAUAUUUCGACGCCUGGAGAUGGUCUCAACGACUACUUCGGCUUCCGGGCGCAACCGACGCUAAGCAUGGUCGGCGCAAGGGUCAUAGAUGAGUGUCUAGAAGAGAAUCCAAUGUACACUGACACUGCCCGAUGCCUAGCAUCCCGUGCUGUCACCAAGAUGUUCGACCUCCUGGCGUACGGCUUCACCAACGACGGCGCCACCUUCACCGGGUACCCGGUGGUGGGCUACCAGCACCGCAUCCAGUCCUCCGGCUCGUGCAUGGGCAGCCUGGAGGAGAAGGACGACGGCCUCCUCCUCACCACCACCUGCCCAUGGGACCGCCGCACGCGGGGCGUCUUCGCCUACAACGUCGCCUUCACCGUCCCGCUCUCCCGCGCGCCGGCGUUCGUGGCCGACGUGUCCAGGCUCCGCGACCUCGACCCGGCGGCGUUCUGCCAGAUCGACGCCAAGAUGGGCGUGCUCGUGCGCUACGUCGCGGCGUCGUCGGCGUACCUCGGCAAGGCGGAGGACUCGGUGGACUUCGACGUCACCUACUACCGGAGCCGAGCCCGCGGCGCGCCGCGCGCGCACGCUGACGUGUUCGACGAGGUGGAGCAGAUGGCGCUGCGCGGGCACGGCGGCGUCCCGCACUGGGGGAAGAACCGGAACGCCGCGUUCGACGGCGCCAUCGCCAGGUACCCGAACGCCGGCGAGUUCUUGAGGGUGAAGGACAGGUUCGACCCCGAGGGCGUCUUCUCCAGCGAGUGGAGCGACCGGGUGCUCGGCGUCGGCGGGGCGAGCCCGGCCAUCGUCGGCGACGGCUGCGCCAUGGAGGGGCUCUGCGUGUGCUCCGACGACUCGCACUGCGCGCCGGAGCUGGGCUACUUCUGCCGGCCGGGGAAGGUGUUCACCGAGGCGAGGGUCUGCUCGUUGUUGCGAGACGCUGCCGAUGGCUACCUUCGCGAUCGUCAUGGCAAUGUCAGGGUUAAUGCAACUAGUACAGGGAAGCAUUCACUAUUGCACGAAUGAUUUUCCUAAAAAAACAAUAGGUUGGACACGGAUUAUAACUGGUCGUGUCUGUAAAAAUUGACUCGCACCAUAUAUGAAAAUCUUUUAUAGAUGUAUCUUAAGAAGCUAUAUGUAAAAAUAGGGCUUUUUUCCAGAAAAGCCUCUUAGGCGGCCACAGGGAAAUAUAUAUUUUUGCAAAUGGGCCUCUUAAAGUUUUACCCAAA